Molecule: messenger RNA, 1144 nt
Organism: Microtus ochrogaster (prairie vole)
Lineage: Eukaryota; Metazoa; Chordata; Mammalia; Rodentia; Cricetidae
Gene: Bdh2
Product: 3-hydroxybutyrate dehydrogenase 2
Biological process (GO): siderophore biosynthetic process
Cellular component (GO): cytoplasm
Molecular function (GO): 3-hydroxybutyrate dehydrogenase activity
Source: RefSeq, a predicted model, not a curated record
AUGCAUUUAACCAACAUGUGACUUCUCCUCCACAAAGAUCUGAAGUCUGUCUUCUGAAGGAAUCUGGAGGACCGUGUGGACUCACUAUUCUAAAAUUUUUGGCUCUACUCUUUCUGCUAGAGGGGCCUGGAUUUAUCCGGGUCUUUCACCACCAUGGGCCGACUGGAAGGCAAAGUCAUUGUCCUGACGGCUGCCGCUCAAGGGAUUGGCCGGGCCUCAGCCUUAGCUUUUGCAAGAGAAGGAGCCAAAGUCAUAGCCACAGAUAUCAACGAAUCCAAACUCCAGGAGCUGGAAAGUUACCCAGGUAUCCAAACUCGGGUCCUUGACGUCACCAAGAAAAAGCAAAUUGAUCAGUUUGCCUCCGAAGUCGAGAAAAUCGAUGUGCUCUUCAAUGUUGCUGGUUUUGUCCACCAUGGGACCAUCCUGGAUUGUGAGGAAAAAGAUUGGGACUUCUCGAUGAACCUCAACGUCCGCAGCAUGUACCUGAUGAUCAAGGCAUUCCUUCCCAAAAAUAUUUGUUUGACUAUGCAAAGACGUGUUGCUGUUUUACCUUGCCUGCCUAAGAUGCUUGCUCAGAAAUCUGGCAACAUUAUCAACAUGUCUUCUGUGGCCUCGAGCAUCAAAGGGGUAGAAAACAGAUGUGUGUACAGCGCAACCAAGGCAGCUGUAAUCGGUCUCACAAAGUCUGUGGCUGCCGACUUCAUCCAGCAGGGCAUCAGAUGCAACUGUGUGUGCCCAGGAACGGUUGACACUCCGUCUUUGCAAGAAAGAAUACAAGCCAGAGACGACCCCAAAGAGGCACUGCAAGCUUUCCUAAACAGACAGAAGACAGGAAGGUUUGCGUCUGCAGAAGAAGUGGCCCUGCUCUGUGUGUACUUGGCCUCGGAUGAGUCUGCCUAUGUAACGGGCAACCCUGUCAUCAUUGAUGGAGGCUGGAGCCUGUGACUGCUGGAAACUCCUGCUGAGGAGGCAGGCUCUUCCCGCUCAAAGGGAGAAGCAGCUGACACAAUGAUCACCUCUCCUAUGAAUGACGUUCUUGACAACAGCCCCUUUUAAUGAUUGUUCCCAAGAGUGGAGUCUUUCAGUAGACUCUGUCUCUUCUGAAACAAUGGAAAACAAACCAAAUAAAAUGUAUAAAUCAAAA